This is a messenger RNA of Daphnia magna, 8365 nucleotides long. RefSeq lists its product as uncharacterized. The transcript has 30 exons. Gene Ontology annotation, cellular component: cytoplasm. The record is from RefSeq and is a predicted model, not a curated record. Gene Ontology annotation, biological process: regulation of small GTPase mediated signal transduction; activation of GTPase activity. The coding region runs from base 1861 to 7233 and encodes 1790 amino acids. Gene Ontology annotation, molecular function: protein binding; GTPase activator activity. NCBI's taxonomy places the organism in Eukaryota, Metazoa, Arthropoda, Branchiopoda, Diplostraca, Daphniidae.
CGCCAAGAAUCCAUUUUAUGGUUCACGUGAUUAAGAACAGAUUUGCAUAAUAAUGGUUUUGAAAAUGCAGUAGUUUCUCAGUUCAUUUUCAGAUUCCAGCGCGACAACUUCCCACUUAACAUACGGGUUUACGUUGGGUGCUGCUGGUAGGUGCAACUUGCCACCUGAGAAAUCAAGUGUUUUUCCAUCCACAGGUUGUUUCAGCCAAAAUGUCAUGGGGUAUAACUGAUUGCAUAACCCAAGGAGACAUGAGAUAUAUCAAGCCAGUGCUGCAACUCUGGUAACCUUUGCUAACUAUAAAGUAAAAGUAGUUUCAAAUUAUAGUGAUUUCCCUGGCAUUUUUGGCUCACGCGUCAUCAUGACAAUUGGGAAUCACGAGACGCCGUUGUUCAUCUAUGACGUAACAAAAAAUUACGUAACUUGAAGCUAUUCCUGCCAGAAAUUGCUUUGCUCUUUUACGUCAUCAGCAACGUGCAAGAAAGGAAAGGACAAAAAUAUAAUCAAACAGACAAAGAAAACAAUCAAGAAAACAAAAAAAAAACAAAAAAAACAAAAAAAUAAAGGGGAUGGUUAAAUUUGCGAGCUGAAUAUGAAAUCCCGACGUUUUCCAGGAGUUCGCGUCAGCGUCUCAUUUACAAGUCAUCCAAUGGACGUCAUUCAGCCACGGGUUUCCCCUUUGGACUUGGGAACUCGCAGAUACAAAUCCUCGAGUGUUCCCCAUGUGCAAAAAGGAAUGAAUGAUGAAUGGAUCUGAAAUUACGUAUUCCGCCUCGUUCUCUCUUCACUAUAUCCUCUCGCCUCCUUUAGUCACCCAUUCGGCCGCGCGCGUGUGUAUGUACUAUACUCACCGGUUUGUUUAAUCAUCAUCAUUGCUGCUGUAUGGAUCAUGACGACUUACUGUGGGACGACAGAACAUCAGCCCACACAAUCCACUUGCAUUCCGUCGGAAACGUCGCAAUAAUAACAGCUGUACAAGAAAUGACGCUUUAAGUGGGCGGAGCUAUCACGACGAUCCAGCCGACUUCCCUUACCCUCUCUUCCAACUCGCUCCUGUUUCUCUUCCCCACUCUGGUUUAUAAAGGAGAGAAUGCAACCGGUGCCCGCACACACUACUCCCGUCAGUCGUCCGUCGUUCAACAGCUCUCUCUCUCUCCCAACAUCUUUUAUUUCUCUCUUCCCAGUGUCAAACGUCGUGCCGGCCACACAGUCUUCCGAAUUUUCUGAUUUCUGCAAUUCUACGCACCUCCAGAGGAGGAAAGCUCAAGAAGCUAAUGGAUCAUCCGACAUUAUCGCAGCAGCAUUUGCUCCGCAUCUGGAUGAUCCGGAUCCAUUUAGUAUCUUCGAUAGCGGCUCUUUGCGACUGACUCGUCUCUACGGUUUACGCGACACAUGAAAAAGCAAACGGGGAAAAGACUCGGAUCUCCAGCAGUUCUCCCGCCAUUAGGGCACCUGGGCUUUUGAAGGCUGCGGAUCCAGUGGCCAACAUCGCACGUUCAAUAUUUGCUGGGAAUUCACCGCUCACCGAGUUUCAGUUCCCUCUGCCUGGACAGCUGGGCGCAAUUUAAAUAAAAAUAAAAUACGGUGAAAUCAAAUUUUCAUCCACUGGAUUUGCUUUCCUUUGAAAAAGCGAAGGAUUGUGUGUUACCAGUUGCUUCUUCCUCCGCAACGUCCGGCUCGACGGCAGCUGCAGUGUGUUAACAACAACAACAAAAUUCAACCGGAGGACCUAUGAAAAAUCUUGGAACGAAACAAAAGGGAAAAUAAUUUCUUGGCCAGUGAGUGUGUGAAUCGACGCAGCUCUUCCAGUGUGUUUCUUCUUUGGCCUCCCGCCAGUCGUGUGUGUGUGUGUGCCCUCCAGCCAUGUCUUCGCAGGUGGUCUGCUUUGUCUGCAAUCUUCCCAUCUUGACCCACCAGGUGGGACUCGUUUGGCAAGGCGGCAACGGUAUCGACGAGCUCUUGCGUGACUUUGAAGGACCCAAUUCCCUGACAGCCCUACGUACCAGGCUGGGCCGUCGCGAUUCAGCCACUCAAUUUAGAGCCGUCAGUCCACCAAGGACGGUACGCGAAACGUCACCGCCUGGAACGACGGGCAGCGGACGUGAUGGCAAUCGGAGACGGUCAUCUCUUGCCCAGAUUACGGACUUGUUAUGGGGCAGCAAGGACAAGUCUAAUUCCGGCCAUCACAACAACACGUCGGUUGCAUCAUCGUCCCAAGGUGGUCCAGGUACGGGCAAUAACACAUCGAGAUCGCGAGCUGCUACGGGCCGGCGUGAAUCGCUCGUCGAUAUGGCGUUCGGUAAUUUGCCGUGGAUUCGUCGCCAAUCGUCAACGACUAGCGGACCCACGUCCAACGUUGCCGCCUACUCUGCGGGCAUAGACGGCGACAAGUUGCGCAAACGGAGGGAAUCGAUGACGGCUGCCUUUCCCAAACGAUCGGGAGGAAGGAGGGAUUCAGGUGUUGGGUCCGGCGGUUCCGUAUCUGGAAGUUCGGUCGGUUUGGACAUCAGCAAGUUCCAGUUUUUACUGUCGAGACGAGAUCGCGACAGUUCCUUACCAGCCGGAACUCCAGGCAUUAGCCGGACGGAUAGCUCAGCGGGCAUUCAGAGGCAGUCGGUGGAUGGGAACGUGCCCACACAAACGGUGGAACUGAGCCAAGCGCUGAGAGAGCGGCUGAAGGAGCGACACGACUCUAUUGGCUUCCUAUCGCGACGUCGCUGUUCCGGCAUAUCACCGUUGGCCAGGAACAGUGCCGGAUCGAGGGGAGGUGCAACCAUCUCUCAGCAUUCAUCCGCCGGAUCGGUGGCGGGAACGUCAACCGUGGCCACGUCGCCUAGCGGAUUGGGCCUGGCGCCCGCCAGUCCGACCUUCCCUUCGACGACGGUGGUGGUGACGUCGACGACGACGUCGUCGGGAUCGAGUUUUUACGGCGGAAGGCAAGGCCAUGGAUCGCCUUCCUCGCCCCGCCAACUCAGCCCCGUUCAGGGUUCGUUGCCGACGUCGCCGCGUUGCCAACUCGUCACGACGACGGCCAAUUGCGGAACGUCGCCGGAUCACAGCCUGUGCCCGAUUUUCAGCGCCACCAGCAUCCCACCGAGCCCGGAAGGCAGAAGCACCAGCCCCUUCGGCGGAUCGAUGGUGAACAGUAGCAGCGCGAACAAUAACUCGGCCGCAUCUGCUUGCCCCGUUGUUGUCGCCCCGGAAGAGUUCGUCAAACCGAUUUUGCUGACGAGCGCACCGUCGACGGAGAGCACGACGUCCAUCAACGCUCCGAUCGUGUCUGCUCCCGUCGUGGUCGAAUUGGCAACGCUGGGCGUCAGUCGACACCGCCGACGAUCCAGGCCGUCCGUUUCGCCCGAACGUCCUUGUUCCAGCAGUCCGUCUGCAUCGGGACGUUUACCGCGUCUGCGGAGACAGUCGACCACCUUAGAUGAAGGUAUUCCGAUUGGUGGCAAGACGGGCAGGAGAGGAUCUCGCCCUUUUUUAUCGCCCGAUGCGCCUCCAGCGGCGACUUUGAUGGCGGCUUUGCAAACUCAUCGCGAUUCGCUGUCGCCCGAUUCGGCCGCCGAGGAGGCGCUCUGCGGCAGCGCUGGCCUGCUGGGCAGCGGCUCGUCCAAGUUGCGCGGCCGCCGCGAUUCGCGUCCUCACCUCAGCCCGGACGGCGAAUGCGGCGGCGAUGGAACUUCGCCCCGAGGCAGCCGCAUCCGUCGCCAAUCGACCACCACGGAAGACAUUUUCAAAUGUCGAAGCAGACGAGGUUCCAAAGCAACGACAACUUCUACAUCUAAACCAUGUCGUUCGGAGAGCAGCUCCACUUGCAGCUCCAGGGAGCCGUCGCCCAAAGAGCCCAGCCUCAGGAGACAGUCGACGACGACCGAGGAGAUCCUGAUCGCUCGCGGCUUCCGUCGCCAAUCGACGACCGAGGAGAUGAUGCGUUGCCGCAACUUCCGUCGCCAAUCGACGCAGUCCGAGGAAUUAUCGAAAACGCGGGGCCGUCGCGAUUCGUGCGCCCAGAUCAGCGACGGCACCGUUGCCACGAUGACCGUUGAAACGACGGCCGCCUUCUACGACACUAGCACUCAAACAGAGCCGUCGAGUGUCUACGACAACAACAUCUACCACGAGGAAUGCCUCCGCUGUAACGCCUGCGGUGUCAACCUGACGGGCCCCAGUCAGAAGCGCGCCCGUCGCUUCAAGAAUCAAAUCUUUUGCGACCUCCAUUUUGCCGACGUGGCUCUCAUGGAGUCGUCCGACUUCAUGCAGCAAUUGAGGAGCUUCAAGCCGCAAUCGCUCGGCUGUGCCGUCGCACGACGCAAGAGCAGCACGACGCUCAUUUUCCCGCUCCCGCCUCAGGCCUGUUCAGAUGAAUUUUGCGAUGGUUAUCCGCACAAUUUUACUCCGACGCCCGGCUACUGGAUCGAAUGUUCUCGCCAAAGCGCACGAGCUGGACGUCGGCGCAAUCACGGCAUCCAGGAAGAAGGCAGCCAGGACAAUUCGAAUAGCGCGUCUGACGAUGAAGACGAUGACGAGGAAGAGGAAGGAGACGGCCAGGCCGGCCGCGAAGACAACGACAACGGCACUGGUGUUCAAACGGACAGUUUCGACGGUGCCGGGUGCAGCCAGUUGAACCAACGCCACCCCAAUGGAGUCACGUCCGUCUUCACCAGCACGGACACUGUUGGUGCCGGCCCAUCGGAUCGCUCCGGCCGAAAAGUUCAGCUAGUCCAUCAACAUAUUCAAGUCAGUUCGACGAGUUUGCCGGAGAUCCACGAACUGCAAGCGCGUCGCAAAACGGCCAUUGAGGAGCAAUUCGACAGGGCGGGAACGUUUGAAUUGACUUCGGUUGAACAGGAAACUUACGAGCGCUACUUCUACGGCACGGAGCACUGGAACUAUUUCUCCAACGAUGAAGAUCUCGGCCCGGUCGUACUCAGCCUCAAGCAGGAGAUAAUCAACGGACGCGAUCAAUUCAGGAUCCUGGUGCGGGCCAUCAGCUACACAGUGCACGGAUUAAUCCCAGCGUCGUGCGUCUUUGCCGACCGCUAUAACCGCGAAGAAGUCGUCCGCUCGCUGGGCAAAGAAAUCAAUCUGAACCCGCCAUUGAUUCUUGGCCAGUUGCCCGAUACGCCCGAAGAGCUCCUCAAACUCGAUCAGGUUUUUAUUAAAUCCGAGCUGAAAGUGGGCGUUAUCUACGUCAAAGACGGCCAGUUUAGCGAGGAAGAAAUCCUGGACAACAACGAACACAGCCCUUUGUUCGACGAAUUCCUUCAGAUCAUCGGCGAUAAAGUGCGACUCAAAGGUUUCGACAAGUACAAGGGCGGGCUGGACACGGUGCACGACUUGACGGGUCUUUAUUCAGUGUACACUCACUGGCGCGGAAUUGAGAUCAUGUUUCACGUCUCCACCCUCUUGCCUUACGAGAAAAACGACCCUCAGAAAUUGCAAAGGAAGAGGCACGUGGGCAACGACAUCGUUUGCGUCGUCUUUCUCGAAUCGAAUACCACCGAUUUCUCACCUGCCUGCAUCAAAUCGCAUUUCUUGCACACGUUUAUUCUUGUCCAGGUGUCGCCGAAAUCGCGCAGGAAACCCACCCGAUACGAAGUUUCGGUGGUGACCCGUGACGAAGUCGGGGCGUACAAGCCCUACCUGUGGGAACAGUCGACCUUUCAUAAUGGCGUCCUCUUUCGUGAGUGGAUGCUCACGAAGAUCGUCAAUGGCGAACGGGCUUCUUAUUCGGCCCCCAAGUUUGCCCGCAUGCAAGAGCGUACCCGCAGUCAGAUGCUGGAAGAUAUCGUGGCUAAUCUACAGAAUCACGCGGAAACUGGACAGAUCCCCAAACCUUACAGACGGGGUUCUUGGCGUCCAAUCGGUCACAUGCGGCCGUCGAGUCCUCUACUGGAUUCUGUGCGGGAUCAGUUCGAAGGCUACGAUCAAUUGGCCAAAGAUUUUGCCAAAGUCUUCCUCAAUUCGGACCCGCCAUCAAUCCUAUUCGACGUCAGUUUCCUCGUCGGACAGGGCAAAACGAAAAUGAAAUUAUACGGCGUACGGGCCAUCUUGGGGGUGCGCAGUCGAGUGUUCCAGGAAAUGCUGUACGGAAUAUGCACGGGUUUCGGAUCUCCCCAAGUCCCAGUUGCCGAACUGCUGGCCAGAGCCGCACCCACGCUGCACAGCCCAGGUGGCCAGCAGCGUCACAAGUCGUCCAAUUUCCUUCAAGUGCCUGAUAUCGAAUCGCCCAGACCGAAAAGUGUGCCCAGCAGUCCGUCAGUGAUGCGAGCCUUUUCCAGGUUGGGAAACCUGACGGCCGGUUGGGGCCGAAGUAGUAAAAAACAGGAUCGUUUAACGGUCGAUGAUAAAAAGUGGACCAGUUCUCAGGAUUGCACCAAAAUGGGCAGAGAAGGUCGAGGAGAACGGGGUUCAGCUGCUGACCGGGCAGCCGCAGCAGCUGGAAGUAGCAAUAACAGUCUGGCCGUUCCUCGACUCAGCGUUUGCGCCGACGUCCAGAAGGUGGACCGUUCCAAAUUGGCGCAAACGGAGUUCGCCAUUAUUGAAUUCGAUGCCGAAACAUUCCGCUUGCUACUCGACUACCUGCACACGGGCUCUUGCCCGUGCACCUGCAACAAUAUCCCUGGUCUCAUUUGCGCGGCAGAACAUUACGACCUGCCCGAAUUGCUGCAAGCCUGCUUCCAUCACGCCAAGCAGUUCUUAAGAAUCGAAGUGGUUUGUAGUAUGUUGUGCCUACUGGAAAAUUAUUAUUGGCGCUACACGAGUGCCUCCGAGUUGGUCAAUAUGAUCCUGCUCUUCAUCGAGACGCGGGCGUAUCAGGUGUUCCAGUGCCAAGAUUUUCUAUCGCUCUCUGAAUCCAUCGUCCAGAUGAUCAUGGCGCGUAAUCUGGAAGUGCCUGAAGUUCGCAAAUUCGAGGCCAUGCUCCAGUGGGCCAAGCACAAAAUCCGGACGCGUGGCGCAGCUUCGCGAGUUGACGCUAAAAUCGAAUUCCGCUGCACGAUGGAACGUCUCACACGUGACCUCCGAUUCUACCGAAUUUCUCCUCAAGAUCUCAUUAAAAUCGUCUUGCCCAGCAAGGCUAUCAAAAAUGAACGCAUUCUAGAAACGCUCAUGUUCCAAGCCAAUUCCGGCAUGUAUCGCAUCCAAGAUUCCUACUUGGAAGCUUGCCAGCAACGUCUCCAGAAACAAGAUUCUCGGUUUUCCGAAUGGGACUCGUUUGAUUACGGGCUGUGAAAGAAUUUCAUUCGCCCCACGACUUUAAUAGCCGCAUAAUCCUUAAUCAUAAACAAAUUCUUUUUGUGUGUGUGUUUGUACGUGCGCGCAAAAAUUGGCGCUGAUGCGCAGCAAAGGGGAAGAAAUACUCUAGACUAAUUGAAAAAUAAUGAUUAUUACUGUUAAUAUUAACAGACCACGAUAAGAAACAAUAGAUACACAUAUAUAUAUUAUUAUUAUAUACUAUAUAUUGAUAUACAGUAUUUGAUAUCACUAUACAGCUCACUACAUCAGGACUGGUUCGAAUUAACUCUUUCGGUUUAUUUUUAUAUUUUUUCGAUGGCGUGUGUACUGAAAUCGAUCAUGUCUGGACAAUCUGCUUACUGGACCGUCCAGUUUCGUAAGUAAUCCGCGUAAACAAAUAGGAAAUUAUGUUUACGUGUGUGUGUGCUGUGUGUUUCAGCCUUCUCGUGAGGGUGUCCGUGUGCACGUCUGUCACAAACUCCCGUUCAUUUAUUGACCAAUUGUCGGCUUAUUUGUCUCGACUACCCCAUCACGUUCUAUUUCAUGAAGUGGCAACCUGUGUUCCCGUGCUGCAAACUCCUAAAACCUCGUCGUCAAGUCGAUUGUUUAUCUCUUGUUCUCCCACAUUUCCUUCGAUGUCCUUCCUCAUUUUUUGUGGAACCAAAAAGGCAGAAAAAAAACCAAAAAAAAAACAUCCCACUGGUGUAAUCUCAUUUUAUUCUGGGAGUUUUUGGUAUUAUUGUUGAUGUGAUUCUAAUGCAAACGCAGCUGUUGCACAGCGAAAUAUGUCGGGAGUGUUGUGUUUGGCAGGUCACAGAUCCCAGGAUGAAGUCGGCAAUUUUCCAUUUCUCGUCAAUGUCAGACCAGGGCACUCAGUAGGGAAAAACUAAAUAAGCAUUUUAAGAAAGAAAAUAUUCUAAAAAGAGAUUCUAGAGAAAAAAGAAACGCAAAUUGAUAGUUUUUAAUUACAUAAUCUAUUUCCAGAGAUUUUUAAAUCAGAGUAUUAAAAUAAAUGUAUAUCUGUGUAGACUACUGUGUUUUUUUUUUUUAAUAUUAUUGAUUACUGAUUUAUAAUUCUCUUAUGUUUAAAAUAACACAUGGUGGCUGAAAUAAAAUGAAGUCAACUGUU